CGCUUGCCAGUAAGAGCUACUGGUGGUCAGGGGGCUGCGAAUCUUAUCUGAUUUUCCAGAAAGGGGUUUGGAGCUGGACUACAGAGGCAGGGACAAUAACAGGAAGCGGCCAGAGGAACUGCUGGGCUGGGCUGGUCACUUUUGCCACUGGAGGGGCCUGAUUAUCCAGUGAGCAGCUCUGUGGGAGUUUAGACAGGUUCACAUGCAGCUGGAAACAGACACCGCUGACCUGAAACUGAGGAUAUAAAACGAUUCAUUUACUUUUCGAAUUGAGGAAGACUCCUGAAGAGACCCUGAUGAUGAAACAGUCUUCCUGCAGGCAGAUGACUGAGCCUGGAUUCUGGGCAGGUGUCCUGGUCAUUUUUUGUACCCUCAGCAUGGGAGCUGAUGUCCACCAAACUCUGAAAACACCAUCCAUGCCAAGCAGAGUGCUUCAAAGACAUAAGAGAGACUGGAAAUGGGAUAAACUUUUUGUGUAUGAGGAAAUGCUUCCAAAAAACCCACCUGAAAAAAUUGGAAAGCUAGAGAAUACAUUUUUCACUAAAAGCUCAAGAUUUAUUCUCUCAGGAGAAGGUGCUAACGACAUGUUUACUGUAAAUGAAUAUGGGGAUAUCAUUGUCAAUGCAAUGUUGGACCGGGAGAAGAAAAGUGUCUACAAACUGUCAGCUUCACUCAUCGACAGUAAGAGCGGAAAACCGCUUGACAAAGAUGAUACAUUUAUAGUAGUGGUCCAGGAUAUUAAUGACAAUAGCCCUGUUUUUCCACCUGACCUCUCUGGAUCCAUCAGCGAGUCUUCAAAAGCAGGAACAAUAGUAAUGACGGUAAAUGCAACUGAUGCUGAUGAUGGCAGCACUCCAAAUGGAAGGAUUGAGUACAAACUGCUAAAUGGGACAGAUCUCUUCAACAUCAACAAUGAAAAUGAUGUAGGUGUAAUCAGAACAUUGAAAAGUAGUCUUGACCGUGAGAAACAGAGUCAGUAUAUAAUUGCCAUAAAAGCCAAAGACAUGCCAGGAAUGGAGAAUGGGAAUUCUGCUACUACCACUGUGACCAUUAACAUUAAUGAUGUAAAUGACAACAUUGCCACCUUCAAGAAAGGAAAAUACCAAUUUAAUGUAAAAGAGGACAGCAAACUGGGAACUGAAAUUGGCGUAUUAGGAGUGGAGGACAAAGAUGAGAUACAAAACAAAAAUCCAAAAUUUACUAUACAAAAUGAAUUUGAUAAAGUUUUUGACAUUAAACUAAAUAAUGAAAAAGAUGGAAUUCUUAGCCUCAAAGUGCCACUGGAUUAUGAAACGAAUAGUAUGUACAAAUUUUAUGUAAACGUGGACGAGCACACAGAGUCUAAAUCACCAGAUAACCAAGGACCCAACCUGCAGAAGAAAGCCGAAGUUUCAAUCCAUGUAAUUGAUGUUGAUGAACCACCUGUUUUCAGCAAAACUGAAUACAACUUCAACAUCUCCGAGGGCCCAUUCAGUAGUCCAAACAUUGGAGCCGUUUCAGCAAAGGAUCCAGAUAACACUGGUUACAAAAUACGGUACUCUAUUGAAGAUGCAAACUGUCCUGUAGCUGUGGAUCCUGUACAAGGUCAUCUGUCCUUAAAGAGACAACUGGACAGAGAGCAACAGUCAUUGCACACAUUCAAGGUUACAGCACAUGAGGAUGUACCAAAUGGUCUAAAGUCCUAUGCGCUGGUUAACCUGAAGGUGCUUGACAUUAAUGACAACGCACCAGAACUAAUUAAUGGGAACCUGCAUGUUUGUGAGAAUGAUAUAGCAGGAACAAUCAUUGGGACUGUGGGAGCCCACGACAAGGAUGAAAGUUCGAAAAGGUUCCGUUUCACUCUGGCAAAAAAGAGCUCAAACUUUUCCCUUCAUGACAAUGAAAAUAACACUGCGAGCAUAGAGCUGAAGCAAGGCGGUUUCAGUACUGAACGCUCAAUGAAAUAUGUGCUGGAAAUUGAAAUCAGUGACGGAGGUACACCAGAACAGAAGAGCAUUAACCUCGUCCAGAUUAAAGUGUGCACGUGCCAGACAGGACGACGGAUCGAGUACUGCAGGGCCUACGCCCAGACCGGAGUGAGCGUCAGUGCCCUCUUAGCCAUUCUUCUCUGCAUCAUCACCAUCCUGGUCAUUGUCAUCCUCAUCGUGUUGCGAAGGCGCUAUCAAAAAGAAGUUUUGAUUGCCAAGUCUUCUGGUGAGAUCCACGAGCAGCUGGUGACAUAUGAUGAGGAAGGCGGUGGAGAAAUGGACACAAACGGUUAUGACGUUUCCAUCCUGUCCUCUGCUUGUCACGACAGCAGCUUUCGGCCCGGCACGGGGCCUUCGCUGUACGCUGUGGUGAAGAAACCUCCUGCUUGUAAGGGAGACAUGGGCAUGAUGAUCGAGGUGAAGAAGGAUGAGGCCGACCAUGACCGUGAUGGGAUUCCCUAUGAUACUUUACACAUCUACGGCUAUGAGGGCUCUGAAUCCCUGGCUGGUUCCCUCAGCUCUUUGGACUCAUCCUCCAGCGGGUCCAAUCUAGACUACGACUUCUUGCAUGAGUGGGGACCUCGUUUCAGGACUCUGGCUCAGCUCUAUGGAGUAGACGGCUCGGACACUGAUAGCUCCGACUGAUCCUACUGAAAUCCAGGGAUAUCGGGUAGUUAUCGUCCAAGCAGAAAACAUCAGCAUGAUGGAGACUGCUGUCUUCUCUUCAUGGGAUUUUUUUGUAAGGGUCCCUUUAAGAAAGGGAUUAACAAGUGCCAAUACUUAUUUCCUUCAUGCAUUGUUAUGACAUUAUGAUGAGCACUACUGCAUUUGUAAUUUUCAUAGAAUAAGUGUGUGUUAGUAAAAAAAAACUUGCCUUGGUUUUUCAGAUUGUUUUUUGUCCAGGUGGAUUUUAUAUAAAACAGCAUUGGACACUGGUUGGACAAACUCUUCUUUUUAGGUUAGUUUAACAACAAAUCUGAUCUCAUUUUAACACAGAAUAUAAUGUGUACAUUUUGUGUAGGUUUUUUUCUUUUCUUUUCUUUUCUUUUCUUUAUGCUGAUAUUGUAUUACUUAACUCAGUCUCUUGACAAAACAUAAUUAUUUUACAUUUUGGUGACUUUGUACAAAAAAUGUUACCCACCCCUAAAACUGAAAACAUACAAAUGAGAUUAUACAAAUAAUAUGAAUUUGCACCCAAAUUUAAAAGUUAGAAGUAGCAAUGAGAUUGUGUGUUCUUAAUUUUUUUUUUUUUUUUUUGCAUCUUGUAUUCCUGUAAAAAUCCCCAGUUUGCCUGUUUAUACAAGUGUUUUCUGGACUCAUGGUCAGUGUAAUUGCAGAGCCAGCAUUGUUCAGCAGACUCUUCUCAUCAGGAAACUACUGUAUUGCCAUGGGAGCAACAAAGGAAAUUGUGAUAACUAUACUUUGAAAGAAUUAAAGGCUACUCCAAGUUUAUUUGACAGAAAUCAUCAGCACAUCGAUUGUUAUGAGUAAAGCCCAAAUCUCAAAGGUCGACCAAUAUAAGGCAAUUGCAGACGUCUCAGGAAACAUGCAGUGAGUUUUGUGCCUGUUGAAAUGUGAAAAGUGGUCUGAAUAACUGUAUCACCAUGUAAAUCAUAAAUGUGGCUUUACAUGUCAAUGUUAACUUGAAAUUUGAAAUUUAACAAGUUAAGUUGUUAAAUAUAUAACAGACUUAAAUAAGAAAAAAGCAAAACUGAACUUGUUAAAUAAUAUUUUGAUGAUAGUUAAAACAAAAUGUAGCAUGCCAGGCAGUGUCUUGACAAUAUUUUUAUCCUUCGUUCCAGACUAAAUAGACAAGUGGGUCUCCUUUUAUUAAAAAAUGUGUAAACCAGCUUUAUAACAUAAAUAUUUACCACUGUGCACAAACUCUACCCUAUUUCCCCCAUUAACCAUGGGCACAAUAUGUGGAAGCCACCUUCUCCCUUUCCUGUAGGGAAUUACACGCCAAGCACUCUUCUCUCGUCUCAUUUAAAAUGAGCAGCUCCGUCACUGAAAUGUCAACUUCCUGUCUGUGUGAGCACAGGGAAACGCACGUCCUGUUCUCUUAUCUUUCAAGUGAAGAAACAGAUUGAAACUGUUUUCCUGUUUUCUUGUCUUGAAAGGAUAAAGAAAGAAAACUUAGGAGAGCAGGAAAAUGUUAAAGAACAACAUAAAUCACGCCGUCUUGGUCACAAAGACAUUGUUGCAUUGUUCUUCAAGAGAUACAGUGCUGCUUUUGAAAUUUGUUUGUUUGUUUGUUUGUUUUUGUUUUUAACCAUAUAAUUGAAUUAGUCUGUUUUCAUCUUUUUCUUAAAUUAUUUUAGGGAAAUGUCUCAUUAUUCUAAUGUGUUCAGCCACUAGAGUAUGUAACUGCUGGGCAAAGACUGUUACAGUAAAAGAAAAUCAGAUAGACUGCACAUCUUUUCAUCAUGGAAAUCAUAUUUCUCAAGUAAAACUGUGUUGAAGAAAAACUGGAAACAUUAACUAAAAUGGCCUUCAGUUAAUAUGUGAUUGUGCAUUAUUGUUAUCAUAUUUCCUGUAUGUAUGAUUUGAAUUAGUGGUUAUUGACAUUAUGGCCAGUUUAAAGUAUAGUGUGUUAUAUGAACGUUUUUCUUAAUGAACAAAUGUGUCUGAGAUUUGUUGGGAAGGUCCAGUAGAUGUCAGUGUUGGGCAGUCAGACUAAACAUUUCAGUAUGUGGCUCUAGUGUGUGUUAAGAGGGACAAAAAUAUGUGCCUUUCUGUUAAAAAUAUUAUUUUUUUCUCUCUCUCUUUUGAAACUGCCAAUUUUGUAUUUGAAUAAUAAACUUCAUAUUCUAUACAAAAAAA
Cyprinus carpio (common carp) is the source of this 4790-nucleotide messenger RNA. RefSeq names its product cadherin-5-like. The record is from RefSeq and is a predicted model, not a curated record. Gene Ontology annotation, molecular function: calcium ion binding; cadherin binding. NCBI's taxonomy places the organism in Eukaryota, Metazoa, Chordata, Actinopteri, Cypriniformes, Cyprinidae. Gene Ontology annotation, biological process: regulation of establishment of cell polarity; vasculature development; homophilic cell-cell adhesion. Gene Ontology annotation, cellular component: plasma membrane; adherens junction; bicellular tight junction.